AGACACCAAACACCCCUUACAAAGAACAUUCGUAGGCCGUUUGGCUCACCCUCGCUUGACCCGGAAUCUUUCUACAUCAGAUAACACAGGCAUCCGCCAGUGCCUUGUCAGCCUCAAUGUCUUUAUCUGCAGCUCAGCCUAAUGGAACUUCGCCAAGUGAUUGGCAGGAUCGCUACUGGCAUGUAGACCAGGUACUUGAGAAGCCAGGGCCCCGCACAGACCCUUCCUUUUUGGCGGGACGAGAGGUUCAAGAGUUUUUACGUGACAAGUGCAAAAUCUUGGUCAUCGGUGCUGGCGGUCUGGGAUGUGAGAUUCUUGCCAAUCUAGCUCUGACUGGGUUCAAGGAUAUCCACGUUAUCGACAUGGAUACUAUUGAUGUCAGCAACCUUAAUCGCCAAUUUCUGUUCAGACCAGCAGACGUCGGAAAGCCGAAAGCUAUCGUGGCUGCGGAGUUCAUCAUGAACCGAGUGCCAGGCGUAAUAGUAACACCAUAUUAUGGGAAAAUCCAAGACAAGGAUCACGAAUACUACAUGCAGUUCAACCUAGUCAUAUGUGGUCUUGACUCUGUGGAGGCGCGCAGAUGGAUCAACGCUACGCUCGUGAGUAUGGUAGACUCUGACAACCCGGAAAGCCUCAAACCUCUAAUAGACGGAGGCACUGAAGGGUUUAAGGGACAAGCUCGGGUUAUUCUUCCAACAAUUACGUCGUGCUAUGAAUGCUCGCUAGAUAUGCUGAACAAGCCUACGACUUUCCCAAUUUGCACCAUAGCCAACACACCUCGUCUUCCCGAGCAUUGCAUAGAGUGGGCCUCUGUCUUAGAAUGGCCCAAGGUUCAUGGAGACCAAAAGCUAGAUACUGACGAUCCCGAACACAUCAGCUGGCUUUACGGCGUAGCCUUCAAGCGGGCAAAGGAGUUCAACAUUGAGGGAGUAACAUGGUCUCUCACUCAGGGAGUUGUCAAAAAUGUCAUACCUGCCAUAGCAUCAACGAACGCUGUUAUUGCUGCGGCUUGUUGUAACGAGGCUUUCAAGAUUGCAACGAGCUCAGCAGCCUACCUAAAUAACUACUUUAUGCUCAUCGGCACUGACGGCGUCUAUUCUUAUACCUUCGAACAUGAGAAGAGAGAACACUGCCCGGUUUGCGGGGGCGAAGCUCUAGAGAUAUCAAUUAACCACGAUUGGACAGUCGAGCAGCUGAUGGAAAUGCUCACUGAGAAACAGGAUAUUCAAAUCAAGAAGCCUUCGCUGUCCACUCCUCUCAAACCAAUCUAUUUCCAGCAGCCGCCGCAGCUGGAAAAGAACACCCGACCCAAUCUUGAGAAGAAAGUGUCGGAUCUCGUUGCAGCGGGAGGGGAGGUGACAGUGACAAGCACGACACUACCAUUCAGCCUGUCUUUGAUCAUUAAUUACACUUGAUCUGCACAUAGCUAGAGUCUUUGAUCCAGUUGAUUGAAUAUACAUGGCCAGAGUUUUGAG
Messenger RNA from Coniophora puteana RWD-64-598 SS2, 1475 nucleotides. RefSeq lists its product as uncharacterized. The coding region runs from base 117 to 1415 and encodes 432 amino acids. Gene Ontology annotation, biological process: protein neddylation. Gene Ontology annotation, cellular component: cytoplasm; nucleus. The transcript is spliced from 8 exons. Lineage: Eukaryota; Fungi; Basidiomycota; Agaricomycetes; Boletales; Coniophoraceae. Gene Ontology annotation, molecular function: NEDD8 activating enzyme activity. The record is from RefSeq and is a predicted model, not a curated record.